Molecule: messenger RNA, 6213 nt
Organism: Fonsecaea pedrosoi CBS 271.37
Lineage: Eukaryota; Fungi; Ascomycota; Eurotiomycetes; Chaetothyriales; Herpotrichiellaceae
Exons: 3
Coding region: 1-6213 (2070 amino acids)
Biological process (GO): transcription initiation at RNA polymerase III promoter; 5S class rRNA transcription by RNA polymerase III
Cellular component (GO): transcription factor TFIIIC complex
Molecular function (GO): DNA binding
Source: RefSeq, a predicted model, not a curated record
AUGGCGAAGGGCCUGGACGACUUGAUCGAGUUUCUGCUCGAGGAGAUUGCUGUCAGUGGAAGUCGAGGUGUUACUAUCCGUGAUGUUGCUCACUUCAUCUCUUCAUUCUACAACGACCUGGAAGAUAACUCACGAUCCAAUGCCCCCGUUGAGCACAUUGAACCAAGCCCUCCGGUUACAGUUGAUUUCCCCCUACUUUCCAAGAUCUGGUCCUGGUUAGGUCGGCAUCCUGAUGUCUCUAUCGGUGAAGAUAGAAGGUACAACAAGACAUCUUUGACGGAGAUUGAGAUUCAAUUUCCGAACUACGUCGACCUUGGUCCCAAUGGUAGGCAAAUACCCGCUGAGGACGGUGCCGACUCGGACGGGUCAGAGCAACCCGGCACAACACCAACGAAGCAACCAAGACUUCAGAAACCCCGUGCUAGUAAGGGUCCACGGAUCUCUGUUAGCGAGACGCGAAUCUGGCAAGCGAUAUGCGGUCAUCCGCCAGACCUCAGCAAGGUUGUACCUCUUGAGUUCGAACUCUUGUCUCAUAUUGCGGCAGCAAGGUCAACUGGAAUUUUACAAGGAGACCUUGUGAGAGCAUCUGGCCAGGACAAACGCUCUGUACCUAAGCGGACGGACUCCCUACAAAGCAAAGGCUACAUCACAAAGGAAAUCGUUUUUCGCCACGGUACUCGGACAAGUCGACUGACGCUGAGAAAGUUCGCCCGACAAAAUGCAGCAGACGCUGAGCCGUUCCAUAAGCUCCAUAGCCUCCCACAACGUGGUUCAACUUUGCGAGAUGUCGUCCGCAGGAUUUUUGAUGUGCUGGAAGACCGCAAGCUUAUAUCUCAAACAAGUCUAGCAGAAGAACUGAGCCUGGGGUCUUCGGGGGAGUCCGCCAUCCUUUCCAAGAUCAUCCGUCGGCUCGAGAAGCUGAAGUGUAUCAAGAGAGUCCGAACUGCUGUCGGACCUUCUGCAACCUCUGAUGACCUACGACAUUUCGUUCAACUGGUGCGGCGUGCCGGCGCAGUGGACCUGGAUAAUUUCGACACAGAGAUGUUGUCUUUGAGCCAGACAGUUGAGGAGUUGGCAUCCACUUACGACCGCAAAGAUCGCAACAAUGGUGCCCUCGAAGUUCCAGCCGCCGAGGAGGAAGAUGACGAGUCCGACGAAGCUGUUUAUAAACCUGCCAGGUGGAACCCUGACCGCUUGAUGCCUAAUGUUAUGGUUGAUGCCGUACGACUUGCGGGUCAAGAGGGUCUGACGAAUCUGAAUGCACGUAAAAUGAUUACUGGCGACUUUGUGCGCCGUCAACUAGAGUCUCUGUUACUCCGACUUUCAUGCGAAUCACUCAUCAUGCAGCCCCAACAUUUGUGCCACUUGGCCAUCGUCCGGACCACCGUGAGACAGGAAGGGGUCACGCAGUAUGUCCAUUACUCGUGGGAUACCUUUCUACAGAAGGCUACAGACCACCAUCUCGACGUUUCCGAUAUCCCAGGUGCUGGUCAGAUGAUGAAGAGGCUUGCAGAAAAUGACGCUGGCUCCGAUGUCGACCACCAGAACUCCCUUCAUUUUGAUGUUGAUGAGUUCGGGUUUCCGGUGCAACCCCCUCUGGCUCUGCAGCUGCGUCACGGCCAGGCUACCUUUUUCGAGUUAAUAAAGGCAGCUGCCGCUGGAGAUGUCAAACAGCGCAACGGGGAACCUGCCAUUGUUAAGCACGGGAUGAAGAUGGCUCUUACAACACGCGACGAGUCGACAGCCGUGUCCAGCACGCCAAACCGGGUUCCUAACCGGUUGUCUCACCAGCCGCAGCAGCCUACGGGACAACCGCUAAAACGCCGCAGAAAUUCAGGUGAUGAGAAGACAGCAAUUGGCCGUCCUCGCAAAUACAUGCGGGGCACGGAAAAGUUCUGGCGGAUGCAAUUCAAGCAGGCAAGACCGGAUGCUGGCACGAGUUCUGACAACCUUACAAAGGGAAUCGCCCAAAAUCCCUCGGCCGUUGCUUUACAUGCCCGACGCCCAGCAGGUUUCGAUGAAGCACUAGUCCAGGCCCUAGAGGCCAAAUUGCCGAUACCCAUGCAUCCGGAAGACAUCAACGAGGACUGGGUCCGUUCGACAAAAACCAUGAUAGAUCGUUCUUCAGAGGGCAUCUAUAUAUCUCCUAAAGGGUUUCGCUCCGACAACAGCCAGAAAGUAGCGCAGAUCAUGAUUGUAAAAACUCCACGGCUAAAAUCACUCGACUUCAACGAGAGGGACGUCAUCCAUCCAUUUCGCUUCCUCUCUUCUAGCGCGUCACAUAGCUUCCCAUUCCGAAGGUAUUAUCCUAAUCUCCCACCCUGGAGUCAAGCAGCGCCAGGUGCGCCAAGAUCAUCGAAGCGCCAGGCUAGAAGGGCACUCAGCAAGGUCGAACAGAAGGGGAAAACAGGCCCUAGAUUGGGCGUUUUCUAUGAAAACCCGCGCCUGCAGGCGCCACAGGCUCCUGAACUUCCAAAGGCCGGCGAUGUUCAGCUACAGGUAAACGUGUCCAUGGACACUACCGACGAAGAAACCGGACCUCUCCGUGAGAGCACUUUGUUGCCUAGAGACUCAUCCCCCGCAUCGAUGAAUGAGGUCGUCUCUCCCAAGGACGUGAGAAUUGGAAUUGUGCAGGCCGAAGGAGGUUCGCAACAGAGCAAUCAAGAACGAGACCGCAGCUCAGUGACACCGGUGGCUCCAAGCUCGAGGCCCACCACCACCGAAACCCCUCGUAUCAGACCUUCCAGAAAUCGGAGGUUAACCCGCAAAGCCAUCGAGUCUCGGAAUUCAGAUCAGCCCUCCUCCCAGCUGCCUGAUGUCCUUUCUGAAGCUCCGAAAGUCCCAUUCGAUAUAUGUGCAGCAGACUCUGGAUUCCAAAAUGAGACAUCCCUUGAUCAAGAACCUGAAACACUCAGUGCAGAGGCAGUGACACAUUCUAUAGACCACUCGCCCACAAAGGAGCGCUCCGCAGAUAUCCCAGACUCGGAUACACAGAAGACACAAACCCCUCACUAUGCACAACAUCCCAUUCCCAGUGCCGCAGAAAGGGAUGUUGAUGCUAGUCCCAGUGUUGGUGAUACAGCAGUUACGAGAAUGCCUGCGGUUGAAAAUGACAUCACCGAGAAGCCAGCUACACUGGCUAUCUUAGAGGGAAUCUCCGAAGUUGCCACAACCAGAAGUCCCUCUGUGGCUGAGCGGGUGCAAGAGAGCCAUCAUGUCGCAGAAGAGAUGGACACUGUGCACCAGAAAAGCUCCUUCCCAUCUGAGGCCGACACCAGACAACGAGUCUUAAAGGCAAGUAGUGCAAGAACUGAGUCUGUUGACACAGGCGACUCUGAAGAGGAACCACAGCCAAAGAACCGACAAAGUCAAGGGAAACAGCGCUAUUUCGACGGUGCCAAGGCACUCUUUCGGAGAAUAGUUCUUCAACUGAUUCAGGAGACAUCAGGGGUCGUGCCAAAUGAUCCGCCUACGCUCAAACGCAUCUCGUUGCCUCGCUGGCAGGAGGCUGGUGGGCAAGGUCGACCCUUGCUUAAAACAAUCAAGACUGCAAUCAAAUCCUUGACCGAAUCUCGGAGACUAAAACAGGUCAUUUUCACGUUCCGAGCGAAGUCUGGGCUUAUGGUUAAGCGGUCAAUCAUCUUCUUACCGCAUAUCGACCCUUUGUCUCAGGCGGUCGAAGACAUGAAGCAGAAUAUUAUCAACGCAGAACCAACUGACUAUGUCCCGCCUGAGUGGCGGGGUGAAGGCUAUCGCAUUCCCCUCGUCAAUAAAAGGGCUCCGAGCAGAACGCCUGAAGUCGAAGAGCGACGGCCCAGAAGACGACGCGCAUCGACGGCAGCGUCAGACGGAACCAUCGCCUCCGCCGCCAGUCAGCGUGAGGGGAGCCAUACGGAAACAGCCACACCGUCUCCGGUUGUAAUGCCAGAGACUCCGGCAACGGCUUUCCUCACGCUCAAAGUUCCAGCACUGGGGUCACUUCCAGUUGUGCAUCUCCAUAAGUGGAGGGCAGAGUGUCCAGUAAGUGCUUUACGCUCCGAUACUUCCGAUGCGAAUCCGUGGAAAUCGAGCGCGUUCCGACCCGUACGGCGGCGCCGGAGAGUGGAACAACAAGCCAUGAAGACAAAUGGACGUUCAAUCAUAUGGCGAAAUUUCCCCUCCUCAUUGGAAGAUAUCCUGCAGCUUCCUGCUCUCAAGUUGGACUACGAUGCCUUUCAAGCCGACGAUCCUGACUGGCAACGUUUUGCCUGUGAGGUCGAGGGAGUUCGCGCCUGGGAAGAACAAGAGCCCGAGGUGGCUCUUUCGAAGCGCUCUAAGUUCGCUUUCAUCAAUCAUUUGGUCCCAGGUGCCUUGUAUGCAGGGUCAGUCGUUCCCUUGUCUGUUGAAUUUAGUAAGAUUGUCAAGUUCGACAAAGAUGGAGUCGAUUUUGAGGUUGCAUAUCCUCCUGCCGGAUCAUGGCCAGCAUUUGUGAACGCCCUAAAUGCACCUCCCAGUGUUACUUCCCGAAUCGCAGCGCUCGACGAGACAGACUUGAUAUCGGCGCCACCUUCUUCCCCAAAGCGUGGCAUUCGGCGGUCAAACAGACCGUCCAAGCGCGUGCUGUCUGAAGAUGACCACGGCUUCGUCCGCCCACCGGCACCUAAACGCCGCAGGAAAAUAGCACAGGGUCUAUACUCGGCACCAUCGAGACGGACUGGAAUACUAGCUCUGAAUGCUACACGCCAAAAGCUUCCUCGAGGUGCCAAGUGGCUGCAGACCAUGCCAGAGGAAAUGAUUUAUCGCAUUGCCAUUGCUGUCAUUGUUGUUCGGACGAUAGCUGGCGGUAUGCAAAGUUUUAUCAACUGGCAAAUUGUCAUGACGCUGUUUCCGGAGCAAAAAGAAGAAGUUAUCAAAGCUCGGUGGAACACACUAUCAACAAGAUACAGUUCCGACAUACAAAAUCUCACGGAUGACUUUCAGUCGAAAUACUUGGACGCGCUGCAAGCGGGCGAGGUAGUGUCGGUUACCUUUGAUGACAUUGGAACCACAGAUUGGGGCGCCAUUGUCGAGUGGGCUCUGAAGAACCUCGACCAUUUCAACUUGAGGCGGAUUGCACACCUUCCAGCUGACCGAGAUGAUUUGCUGGAUCGCUAUACCGUGGAAUUUACCCAACCCAAAUACUCUCACAACCUCAUUUGGGGGAACAGCACGACGAACGUCAAGGAAGAAGUCGCUAGGUCGGUUGUUUUCGGCACAUGCGCUGAUUCGACUAUGCAACCCGGUAUCCUUCGUUAUCAACAUGACUUCGAAGUUGAGAUGGCCGCGCCAGCCCUUCGCGUGGCCAAAUCAUGGGUACUCGCCACCAUUUUCACCCCAGAAUCAGUGUUCGAUGCGGCACUGGCCCAGACCAAGCUCUCCUCCCUUGGCUCAGACCAGUUUGAAUGUGACGCACUCCUUUCACGUGUAUUGAAAUUGCUCCAAGACGAGAGGAUCAUACAACGGAAGCAGAGUCAUCAGCCACUGGAGCAAGGGUUGCGUGUGCGCACAUGGGAACCCCAUAGGAAGUUCUUUGAGCGAUUCGAGGAACGUUGCAUGGUCACUCCCGAAGGGCUGCGUCGUGCCGUCAGAUACAAAACAGAAAUUCUUGACCGUGCGUUUGCUCAGGGACAUAGUAUGGUGAUCGACAAAGAGGCAGUUGUAUCUGACGGUGAGAUGGUGGCAAUAUUGAACUUGAUAGCGACGGGACGGAUCAAGGUCCGACCAGGUGCGGACGUGCCCAAGACUCGCUACGGCCUGGAUCACGAACGAAUAGGGUACCGAACCAAAACCCUGGACAAGAAGUUGCUAGGCUUCAGCAUUGAGAUCACGCCGACAACGGAGUAUCUGUUUGGAGGUCCUUUGUCGGGCGAAUUUGGAAUACGCCAGGUCCCCGUCCCACGGGGCCAGGCAGAUGAACCUAUGGGCUCAGUUCCAUUGUGGGUCGAUAUUCAUGGAAAUGUGCAGGUGUCACUUUGGCACAAGCUCCUUGUGGGUGUGCUCGGGUUUGUCUCACAAAUGCCGGGCGUGACUGCCUCACACAUCUCAAGGGCUUUUGGUUUCGUCCCUGAUGAAGUUGAGGUGGAGUUGAUCAUGCAGUGGUGUGCACAAUCUGGAUUCGCAAAGAUGAACCCUCGAACGAAGGGAUAUGAGACAUUGGAGUGGUGGUGGCUGUGUGUUGACGAGGCUGUCGCAUAA